Molecule: messenger RNA, 1415 nt
Organism: Scheffersomyces coipomensis
Lineage: Eukaryota; Fungi; Ascomycota; Pichiomycetes; Serinales; Debaryomycetaceae
Gene: RER2
Product: ditrans,polycis-polyprenyl diphosphate synthase
Exons: 1
Coding region: 299-1366 (355 amino acids)
Cellular component (GO): membrane; dehydrodolichyl diphosphate synthase complex; lipid droplet
Molecular function (GO): ditrans,polycis-polyprenyl diphosphate synthase [(2E,6E)-farnesyl diphosphate specific] activity
Source: RefSeq, a predicted model, not a curated record
UGGAAACUAUAAAAAAAAAUUACCGUAAACGAGUGAGUGACACGACACUUUCUAUACAAUCAGAUAGAUCUUACAUCAGAUAGAUUAACUAUAUAUCAUCAUUAAAUAAAAGAGGUAUCCUAUUAAUAACCCUACCAGGGAUACUCAUACCAUAAACAUCAAAAUAUACUUUUUAAAUUCAAAAAAACAUUCACAAAACACAGUCGUUUAGUCAUUGAUUUCAACAUCACUCAUACCCAUUAAUAUAGAAUCAUACAAUUUUCAACUCAAACUCAUAUAAUCAUAAUAUAAUCAUAAUAUGUCAGAUUGGAUUUCAACAUUCCCUGGCUAUGAACAAGUGCUAACCACAGCCAAAAAAAUAUUUGGUAAAAUAGUUCAAACUGGUCCUGUUCCAAGGCAUGUAGGGAUAAUUAUGGAUGGGAAUAGAAGAUAUGCCAGAAUAAAUAAAAUAGAAAUUAAAGAAGGUCAUAGUCUUGGUUUCGAUACUAUGGCAAGUGUAUUGGAAUUAUUAUAUGAAUCAGGUGUAGAAUGUGCUACUGUAUAUGCUUUUUCCAUUGAAAAUUUUAAAAGACUGAAUGCAGAAGUUAAAUGGUUAAUGGAUUUAGCUAAAUUAAAAUUUGAACAAAUUAAUCAACAUGCUGAUUUAUGUGAAAAAUAUGGAGUUAAAAUAAAAGUUCUUGGUAAUAAAAGGUAUAUGCCUCCUGAUGUGGCAAGAAUUUUAAGAAAAACUGAAGAAUUAACAAAAAAUAAUAAAAGAGCAACUUUAAAUGUUUGUUUCCCAUAUACAUCUCGAGAUGAAAUGGUUAAUCUGAUAAAGAGAGUGGUGGAUGAAUCAACUAAAAAUCAUGAUUUAAUAAUUGAUGAAUCAGCUAUUGAUAGACAUUUAUAUACAUCUGAUUCACCUCCAUUAGAUUUAUUAAUCAGAACUUCAGGUACUUAUCGAUUAUCUGAUUUUUUAUUAUGGCAAUGUGUUUCCCCUGAUUGUUCCUUGGUGAUAGUAGAUCAAUUAUGGCCUGCUUUCCGUCCUUGGCAUAUGGCCAAAGUUUUAUUAAAUUAUAGUUUUAAUAAAUAUUGGUUUGGUCAUGGUAAUGGAUAUACUACAUCUAAUAAGGGUAUAAAUUUAUAUCAAAGUAGUUCAGUAAUAGAUUUGAAUGAUGGAAAAUCAUCUAGUGGAUAUCAAAGAUAUGCUGAUUCAGAAUGGCCUGAUGAAGAUGAAUCAGAAGAAGAUGGAGAAAUACUCGAAGAUAUUGAAGAAGAGGAAGAAGAAGAGGAAAGUUCAGGAAACAGUAGUGGUAUAGAAAGAGAAAGAGACGAUGAAGUAGAUACAGUUACUUCCAGCGAGUCUGAUUCUAAUAAGAAGUAUUAAUUUACGUUUAGUAUAUAUAUAUAACUUUAUUUAUUUAUUUAUUUAAUUU